AAAACUCAGAGAAGCCAUAUACCUAGUCAGAUCAAUGAAACUCGUACCCCAAAACCCGAGAGAGUAAGCCGAAGAAGAUGAGUCGCCCCAAGAAUGACCGGGCAAUAGACCUGGGUAGUCCAUUGCUCAAUGACAUCGCCGAUGCUUUCUUGAAGAGCGCAACCAUCGGUGUUACCAAAGCUGCUGCAGAGGAUACUUACUAUGCCGUCAAAAGGGGGAGCGUUUCAAGUCAGGACUUUGAGUACACUUUGAAGAAUAUGUGUAAAGAAGGUGCAUAUUAUGGAACUGUUGCUGGAGUUUUUGUGACGACGGAGUAUGGUCUGGAGAGUGUUCGUGGCAGAAGAGACUGGUUUUUGCUGUACAGCUUGAAGCUCCUAUGUUCCUCAAAUACCUCAAUCGGUCAUAAUGCUCAUAUCAGUUCGUACAUGCUGAUUCUGAAUUUAUAAUUUAGGCGAUUGCUUCCCGAAUCUCCAGUUACUUUUUAAAGGUUCUACCCAUGUACCAUGGAUCCUCAACUAGUCAUAAUUUUCGUAGUUGUUCAUUUUAGGAUUGCAUUGUGUAGCUACUGAAAUUACACUUGGGAGACCAUAUGUAGUAUUACUAGUGAAAGGACCGAAGUAUUAUGAGUAUUCUAUUUCCUUUUGUUUCAAUCCUAUGUGCUUACCUAUUUCAACUCCUAAUUCAUCCCAAGACUAGAUUUAAUCAUUGAGACGUGAGGUUGAAACUAUUAUGGAGUUCUUUCUGAUGGCAUGCAAAUUCAAUCAGUCAAGUCUUUACUUU
Rosa chinensis is the source of this 780-nucleotide messenger RNA. RefSeq names its product outer envelope pore protein 16-1, chloroplastic. Gene Ontology annotation, biological process: protein import into chloroplast stroma. Bases 78 to 446 code for a protein of 122 amino acids. Gene Ontology annotation, cellular component: chloroplast outer membrane. Gene Ontology annotation, molecular function: amino acid transmembrane transporter activity. NCBI's taxonomy places the organism in Eukaryota, Viridiplantae, Streptophyta, Magnoliopsida, Rosales, Rosaceae. The transcript has 6 exons. The record is from RefSeq and is a predicted model, not a curated record.